Symbiodinium necroappetens is the source of this 1209-nucleotide messenger RNA. The record is from the annotation of a GenBank genome assembly. Lineage: Eukaryota; Dinophyceae; Suessiales; Symbiodiniaceae.
GUGGACACAUCGGAUGGCGUGAGCCAUGAUUCCAGCCAGGAUUCCAGCCAUGAUUCCAGCCACGAUACCAGCCACGAUUCCGGACACGGACGUCGACUGCAUCGUGUACACCACGGACGUCGGCUGAGCGGUGAAGUGUCCGAGCUGCUGUCGAACAUUGCGUUCUGUCUGACCAGUUGCGGCUUUGUGGCCUUCUUCGUCGGGGUCUUGAAGCAGCCGCUGAUCCUGGGAUAUCUGCUGGGUGGUGUGCUUGUGGGCCCCAACCUUGGCCUGGACUUGGUUCACAGUCAUGACAACGUGGCCGAGAUCGCCAACCUUGGCUUGGUGUUCCUCCUGUUCAUGAUCGGUUUGGAGUUGGAUGUCCAUGAGAUUCUGCGAAUGGGCCGCGUGGUGCUGCUGACCGGCUUCUUCCAGUUUCCGGUCUGCUUUGGUGCCCAAUACCUGAUCUUCUCGGGACUCGGACUGCUCGGUUUGAGCUUCGGUACUGGCGAGUAUGCAAACAUGUACGUGGCGCUGGUUUGUGCGAUUUCAUCAACGAUGAUCGUGGUGAAACUCCUCUCAGAAAAAGGCGAGACGGACAGGCCCAACGGUCGUCUCACCGUGGGCAUUCUUAUCUUCCAGGACAUUUGGGCCAUGGUCUUCUUGGCGAUUCAGCCGAACCUGGCCAAGCCUGACCUCUUGACGCUAUGCAAGCAGUUCGGCAUGAUUGCUGCGCUGAUCGUUCUCGCACUCCUCUACGCGAAGUUUGUGAUGCCGGCCAUCUUGUUCUUCGCCUCCAGGAGUGUUGAGCUCAUGCUUGUCCUGUCCUUGUCGUGGUGCUUUUUCAUGGGAGUCACUGCGAAUCUGCCGUGGGUGGGUGUCGGCAUGGAGCUUGCAGCUCUCAUUGCAGGAGUGGCCCUCGCCACCUUCCCUUACAGUGCAGAGUUUAACGGGAAGAUCAAGUACAUCCGUGACUUCUUCAUUACUCUAUUCUUUGCUUCCUUGGGAAUGCAGAUCCCGAUGCCGUCUGUGCUGCCAAUCGUCACCGCCAUCCUGAUUGCCUUGGUCGUGAUGUUGCUGCGGUGGGUGGGCAUGGGCCCCGACGAGUUGAGGGGGAAUGGAGAUGUUGUCCACACUUUCGUGCCGGCUGGGUAUGUGACUCUACUAGUAACUAGUAGGAGCUUGGAUGUGGUCCGGAACAGACUCUGGAUAUUAACCCUAAACCGCUAG